GCCAAGGAGCUGGAAGGCAUCACGGAUACACCAUUAUCUGAAUCGAUAUAAGAAAAUCAGGACUAGGAUCAGGACAAGCAGGAUUAUCAUCCAACAGACAAAAUGUGCGACUGCGGCUGCUAUUCCUACUGUCUGCACGACAGCUCCUGCUAUAGCCACUACCACUCGCACUCGCAUUCGCAUUCCCAUCACUGCUGCGCUGGAUACAAGUAUCUCAAGUGCUUGUGUCGCUACUAUCGCCAUGGGCACUGCACCUGCUCCUGCUGGAGACGGAAAUGCUACCUGCUCUAAGAAGGAGGAGAAGCCGGAGACAGAAUCGGAAUCGUUAUCUGAGGGAGAAUGAAGCUGCGCUGCACCACGACACACACAACAAAUCAAAACUCAAACAACGCAAAUCACCAAAGAAAUCACACGAUAAAGUCCUUUAAGCAGUUGCAUAACACUUGGCUGCAUCCGAAAUCGACCAAGAGUGAGGGAAUGAAGCGAGUGCUAAAUGGAAAAUGGGAAAAUGUUGCCAGGAGGACGGGAGGAGGAAAGGAGGAGGAAAAUGUGGAGCAUGAGGAGAAGGCCAAACAACUAGCGUGCAUACGGGUCGUAUGUGCAACGUUUUCAGUUGUCGUGUGAGAGUUCAGUGUGUGCGGGGUGUGUGUGUGCGAGUGCCUGACUGCGAGUGAAAAUGAAAUGGUUCAAGGAUGCGGCCAACACAGUUAUCGACUGCGUUUUUUGCAUUUUGCAGUUGCAAAAUUUUCCCUUUCCCCCCAUUCACACGAUAAAGUCCCACUUAACUCCCAACUGAAGCAACUCGAAUUAGUGCGUAAGUCUUACUGCACUCCACACCACACCACACUCUCGAUUAACACUACACACCCUCUCCACACACACAUCGUUAUCGAACCUAUGUGCAUCAAUGUUUAGUGCGUAGUUCAAUAUAGACUUUUCGCCAUAUUUGUAACGUUACCAAAUCCAACAGAAACAAUCCAGAAAUAAAG
Molecule: messenger RNA, 989 nt
Organism: Drosophila serrata
Lineage: Eukaryota; Metazoa; Arthropoda; Insecta; Diptera; Drosophilidae
Source: RefSeq, a predicted model, not a curated record